CACAAAUACAAUUUCACUAAUUCUUAAGUUUCAAACUUUUGUAAUUUAAAUAUGUCCGGAUUUACUCUACCAACCGGAGAUUCAUAUAAUGAGUGUAUUAAUUGGAUUGAAGAAGCUAUUGGUAAAAAACAUAUUAAAUAUUAUGAAUACAACCAAUUUAACAACAUUGAAGAAAUUGGUUCCGGGAGCUUUGGAACUGUCUACCGUGCGAAAUGGAAAAAUUCUCACAGUUAUAUAGCGUUAAAAUCUUUUUUUAAUUUAAACAAUGUUACAAUUAAAGAAAUUGUUAAUGAGCUUAAACUUCAGCGUGAAGUGGAUUUCCAUGAGAAUAUUAUUCAUUUUUUUGGCAUUACAACACAAAAUCAAAAUGAUAAUUUUAAAAAAUAUUGGUUAGUAAUGGAGUAUGCUAAUAAUGGUACUCUUCAUGAAUAUUUGAAGAGACAUUUUGAUACUCUUAAUUGGAGCGAUAAAUUUAGUCUGGCACUUCAGUUAGCUCAUGCUGUAUUAUGCCUUCAUGAUGAAGGAAUCGUUCACCGUGAUCUGCAUUCUAAAAACAUAUUAGUCCGUCAAAAUACCAUCAAGUUGGCAGAUUUUGGACUGUCAAAAAGGAUUGAUGAAUCAUAUAGGACGCGAUCAGAUUUACUUGGUGUAGUUCCAUAUAUUGAUCCAAAAAAAUUUAAUAUACAACCAUAUUCUUUAGAUAAAAAAAGUGAUAUUUAUAGUAUUGGUGUACUUCUGUGGGAGAUAUCAAGUGGUCAGCUGCCUUUUGAUGAAAUAUCAUCUUAUGGUUUAAUUGUACGAAUUCCACAAGGUCUUAGAGAAAUACCUGUUCCCGACACACCUACUGCUUAUGUUAAUCUUUAUACUGAAUGUUGGGAUGGAGAACCAGAUAAUCGUCCGACUAUUAGCCAAGUAGUUGCCAAGUUAAAACAGUGCCACAAUUUAUGGAAAUAUUCUAGUAUAUAA
Molecule: messenger RNA, 966 nt
Organism: Rhizophagus irregularis DAOM 181602=DAOM 197198
Lineage: Eukaryota; Fungi; Glomeromycota; Glomeromycetes; Glomerales; Glomeraceae
Biological process (GO): protein phosphorylation
Molecular function (GO): protein kinase activity; protein binding; ATP binding
Source: RefSeq, a predicted model, not a curated record